Molecule: messenger RNA, 8275 nt
Organism: Ornithodoros turicata
Lineage: Eukaryota; Metazoa; Arthropoda; Arachnida; Ixodida; Argasidae
Gene: trio
Product: triple functional domain protein-like
Exons: 51
Coding region: 201-7274 (2357 amino acids)
Biological process (GO): axon guidance; intracellular signal transduction
Cellular component (GO): extrinsic component of membrane; plasma membrane; cytoplasm
Molecular function (GO): guanyl-nucleotide exchange factor activity; protein binding
Source: RefSeq, a predicted model, not a curated record
GCAACCAGCGCCGCCCUCAAAGAGUGACGAAUCCUACUAUAGGAGGCCUUGAUCCAUGCCAUGAUCGACCAAUGGUAGUGCGCAGAGCUUUCGCGAGAUGUAAAUAUGGCGGUUAUGUGAUGCGGUUUUUCCAAGUGCAGCGUUUGAAAUUUUUGCAUUUUCGGCUGCUAUCAUGGUAUUCUGGUUAGUUUAAACCUGCCAUGAAUGCAGCGGAAUCAUUUUCAGAUGGCCCAAGUGGCGGUGACGGUGCGUUCUAUUUAAAACCCGGAUCCUCUAGAAUGAUGGAAGGUGUCCAUGAACUGUUGCCACUUUUGCAGGAGAAGCUUAUUCUUCUUACUGGAGGCAGAGACCUUCGUGGAGGACCCAUCCUGACAUUCCCUGCUAGGUCUAGGCCGGACAGGUUAAGACCCGAGGACCUUCGAAAGGUCUUAACGUACCUGUCUAGUAUACCUUGUGAGGAAGCCAGGGAGCUUGGGUUUUCCGUGGUGAUUGAUACACGUGGUGCCACAUGGGCCACCAUUAAACCCAUCCUGAAGCUUCUUCAGGAGUGCUUCCCGGCCAAAAUUCAUGCAGCUUAUCUCAUUAAGCCAGAUAACUUUUGGCAGAAGCAGAGGACAAGUAUGGGAAGCUCCAAAUAUAAAUUCGAGACCAACAUGAUUUCCCAAGAAGCAUUGUCCAAAUACAUCGACCCGUCACAGCUAACACCAGACCUAGAUGGAACAUUAUCAUACGAUCACAGCCAGUGGUUAGAUUUGCGCAUGGCUCUAGAAAAGUUUCUGUGGAACACUGGGGACCUUCUUGAACAGCUAGAGCGUAUGAAAGAAGAUCUUGUGAGUAACAACUUUGCUGAAGAUGUGGCAACUGCAAAGCGUAUGAUUGAAGACCAUGUAAGUGCCAAGAAGCGUGUGCUACAGAUACCAGUUGAUGAAGUGGACCUUGAGGGACAACAGGUUCUCCACAGGCUCGGAUUAAGUAGUAGUGGAUGUGGUGGUGGGAGCAGCAGCAGUGACUCUGGUUACUCAGGCGGUCGAGAGAGCUGUUGUGGUGGUGUACCCCCUGAGUGGGGAGGGGCACCACAGGUGGUGCGGCUACUGGAGAACUUGCGUGUGGCUCGGCAGCAUGUGUUACAGCUAUGGCAUGUACGCAAAGUGCAGCUUGACCAGUGUCUUCAACUUCGCCUGUAUGAGCAGGAUGCGCAGAAGAUGUUGGACUGGAUCUAUCGCAACAGAGACCUUUUUCUUAUGAAUUAUGUGGAGAUAGGGCAGUCUUUUCAAGGUGCAAAGGUUUUACAAGAGGAACAUAACCACUUCACUAUUGCAUCUAUGAAUGUUUAUGCAAACAUUAAUCGAAUACUGGUAAUGGGGUCUCGGCUGAUUGAUGGUGGCCAUUAUGCAGCAGCAACAGUGCAGCAGAUAGUGGCUGCAUUAGACCACACUUGGAAAGAAUUUGCAGCAGGGCUUGAUGAGAGGACCACAGUGCUCUCCCUUUCAGUGCUCUUUCAUCAGAAGGCACAGCAGUACUUAAGCAAUGUAUCUUCAUGGAGCAAGUCCAACGAAAUUUCCAGCAUUCCACGAGAAGUAACUGAUUUAGAAGAACUCAUACACAAACAUCAAGGACUCUACGAAACGAUGUGCCAAGCAUACACAGAGGUUCACAGUGCUAGCAAGAAACUCUUAUAUCAGUUGGAUCAUCUGGUUCAGGUGUGCCAUCCGUCAAAGGCAGAGCCGCACAAACAUACGGUAGAAGGUAAAUCUAUGCUGGAUGGCUGCCCUACGGGUGAUUACUCGGAAGGUGCAAAACACGUGUUGUCUGUUAUUCACGAGAUUUUGGGUCACCAUCGAAACCUAGAAGCCAAAUGGCAUGCCAAGAAGUUGAAACUUCAUCAAAGGCUUGCACUUCGUUUGUUUCAAGAGGACGUUCGACAGGUCUUGGACUGGCUGGAAAAACACGGGGAGGUGUUUCUUAGGAAAAACCCUGGAAUCGGUAGAAACCUUGUAAGGGCACGAGCACUUCAAAAGAGCCACGAGCAUUUUGAGAAUGUUGCACAGAACACAUACACAAAUGCAGAAAAGCUGCUGGCAGCCGCAGAAGAGUUGGCUCAAACGGGCGAGUGCAAUGCAGAUGAAAUUUAUGGUGUGGCCCAAGAGCUGGAGGAUCAAAUUGCCAGCUUUGCAACCCGGGUAGAGCAACGCAGGCAGUUGCUACAACUCGCUGUUAUCUUCUACACGCAUGACAAAGAGCUAACUGGAUGGUUUGAAGAACUUAGAGCAGAGCUUCAGAGUAACAAAGUAGCUGACUCUGCUGAAACUGCUGAGCAGCUUCUGGAACAGUUCACACAGCAGAGAGACUCUACACUUGAUGCUGCUGUCAGCACUAUCAGUGAAGGAGAAACGCUGCUAGAAGAGCUCAGGAGUCUGGGCAUGAGUGCAGAAACUGAUAGCACAGGUUCUUAUGGAGCUGUUGAGGGCACCCUAGAGGCGCUCACACGAACCCGAGAAGAGUUAGAGGCUCUCUGGGCCAACCGCAAACUUCAACUGGAUUUGGGCUUACAGCUACGCCUUUUUGAACGAGAUGCUGUUGAGCUGAGCUCCCAGCUUGAAUUAUGGAUGAAUGAGCUGAAACACAUUGAAGUGACUCGAGACCUACAGCAGGCAGAGCGUUUGCAGCAGCUGCACUGCGAAAAUGUGUCCCAUAUGCAACAGACGAUUUAUCACGUGCUGCAGAGAGGUCAAGAACUUUCUCAGGUACUGGAGUCAUCCGGGGUACACCUGAUGGCGGACAACCAGUACGAUGCUCAAAGCCGAAUUCAAGCAUUGCUCGAGUUCCUGCAUGGCCGGGAAAUGGACAUCGAAGAUUUGGCUGAAAUGAAGCGUGUGCGCCUGGAGCAGUGCAUGCAGCUAUGUCAGCUGGAGAAAGAUGCUAAUCAGGUGAACACAUGGAUUCGAAAUGGCGAGGCGAUGCUUUCUGCUACAUUUUUGAUUCCGACUUGCCUCACUGAAGCUGAGCAGUUGCGGUCUCAACAUGAACAGUUUCAGCUGGCAAUAGAGAAAACUCAUACAAGUGCUAUUCAGAUCCAGCAAAGGGCAGAAUCUCUAGUGCAGUCGAACCACUAUGAUCCUGCAGCAGUGCGUGCUGUUGCAGAGCGAGUGGACACCUGGUGGCAUCAGAUGAUGACUCAUGCCGAAGAUCGUCACCGCUUGGUCAACGCCUCUCUUCGCUUCUACAAGACUGCAGAGCAUGUGUACUCUGUGUUGGAUAGUCUGGAGCGGGAGUAUCGACGUGACGAGGAUUGGUGCGGUGGAGAGGGAAAAGAGGGCGCGGAUCGCGCAGCAAACUUGCCAGAGCUGCUUGUCAAGCACCAGGAAAAAAAGGAAGCCUUUCUCAAGGCAUGCACCAUGGCACGCCGUGAUGCUGAGACGUUAUUGAAAUACACAGCUCGUUGUGCACAGUACUACCCACAUGCACAUGGGGAUGCCCCUUACCGUGGACCAGAAGCCAAAGUUAAAGCCUUAAUGGAACAACUGCUAAAGCAGGAGAAUAAGGUGCUGGAGCUGUGGACAGCUCGCAAGAAGCGCAUUGACCAAUGCCAGCAGUACGUCCUCUUCGAAAGAAGUGCCAAGCAGGCACUAGGAUGGAUCAAGGACACAGGAGAACAUUACCUGGCAACUCAUAACAGUUUGGGCGAAACCCGCGAGGAAACAGAGCAGCUUCUUAAAGAACACAAUGAAUUCAAAGGCAAUGCCAAGGAAACCCGGGAAAAGGUACGCCUGCUCCUGUCGUUGGCAGACAGCUUGGUGGAACGAGGCCAUGCACAUGCUAGCACCAUUAAGUGUUGGGUAGCAGCUGUAGACAAAGGUUACAAGGACUUCAGCUCUAGAAUGGACAAGUACAAGACUCAGCUAGAACACAAGCUUGGGCUGCAGUCAGAGGAAACCAAGGAGCUUUCUUUAGAUCGCAACAGUGAUCCAAACUUGGAGAGCAAGGUCAAAGAGUCCGCUGUGAAGGAGCUGAACGAGGAGAAGCGUAAAUCUGCACGGAGAAAAGAGUUCAUAAUGGCUGAGCUGCUGCAGACAGAACGUACAUAUGUCAAAGACCUUGAGGCCUGCAUCGAAAAAUACUUGGCAGGACUGAAGAACCCCGACAAUGAUCCUCCUCCUGGUAUUAUUGGGAAGGAAUAUAUUCUCUUUGGCAACAUUGAGGAAAUAUAUGAAUUUCAUAACAGUAUUUUCCUCAAGGAGCUUGAAAAGUAUGAGACAAUGCCGGAAGACGUUGGCCACUGCUUUGUGACAUGGGCUCAGAAAUUCGAGAUCUAUGUGAAGUACUGCAAAAACAAACCAGAGUCAAAUGCUGUGUUGAUGCAACAUGCUGGGACAUUUUUUGAGAAAAUUCAACACAAACAUGGGGUUCCGCACCCCAUUCCAGCGUAUCUUAUCAAGCCAGUCCAGCGGAUCACCAAGUACCAGCUACUGCUGAAAGACCUGCUGGCCUGUUGUGAGGAUGGUGUGCAGGGGGAAAUUCGGGAUGGACUUGAAGUCAUGCUGAGUGUUCCAAAGAAAGCCAAUGAUGCCAUGCAUCUAAGCUUACUUGAUGGAUGUGAUGUGUCACUAGACCAACUAGGAGAGGUGGUGCUGCAAGACUCGUUCCAAGUGUUUGACUCGCGGGCGAUCAUUCGUAAAGGCCGAGAACGCCACCUUUUCCUGUUUGAGCUCUACCUACUUUUCAGUAAAGAAACAAAGGACUCUAACGGCAAAGUGAAAUAUAUCUACAAACAAAAAUUAAUGACAUCGGAAAUAGGCAUUACUGAGCACAUAGAAGGCGAUGAAUGCAAGUUCGCCGUGUGGACUGCAGUGUGGACUGAACAUGGUCCAACCUCAGAGAACAAGAUAAUCCUGAAGGCAUCUUCUCUGGAAGCAAAGCAGACAUGGGUGAAGAAAUUACGUCAGAUGAUUCAGGAGACGUACUUUAACUCAGCAUUGUCAACCUUGAACCUCAACAAAAGCAGCAAGCUGUCAUCCAAGUUGUUCAGUAACCGUUCUAGCAGGGACUUUGAGGACUCAUCGCAAGAUGAAGGUCUGACUGACCUUCAGGAGCGUGUGUCAGUGGCGUCGUUUGGGUCGAGCAACACGACAGACAGCGAAAAGGGGACAGAUCCCGAUGACCAUACACCUAGCAGCCAGGGAGAGCCGUUCGCGGACUUGGUGGCGCCGGGGGUGGAUCUUAGCCCGAGCAACUCGCCAGCUAUCCCACCGCUUCCGUCUCCGGGAAACAAACGGCGGGGCACCUUUCGGAAGUGGCUUACAAAUCCAGUCAGAAAACUCAGCCAUGGCCGCAUCGACAAAGCGGAUCCUGUUGCUACAAAAAGCACUACAGCACCACCUUCCAAGAAGUCGACAUCUGUCUCGCAUUCUUCAAAGUUACUAAGCUCAAAAGAAGAAAUGGGCAAUAAGACAUCAUUGCCUGGUCCCCCUUCAAAGCCAAAUGAAACAGUGGAGCAAAAAUAUGGUGUGGGAUCCAAGGCCUCAUCUGUUGAUGUGGAUCCUGGUGGGACUGCAGAGGAGGAAGAGGUCUGUGAACUUCCGCCACCCAUGGAGAUCCAAGAUCACCUUUUCAAGCCUCAGCAAGCCACACCCGAUUUUACCAUUGAUUCAGCAGAUCACGAACAGAAAACGAUAACUGAAGAAAUUGAGCAGCCUCCUAAAGAAAGACCCACAACACUUCAGGAUGAUGAUUCGGAAACUACAACGUCGCAGGAAGAUCCUCAGGAAAGCAGUUUAGAGACAACGUGUGAUGGCAAAGAAAGGGAAAAAUCUCUACAGAAAAGAAGUUUUGUCUUGAAGGAGCUUGUUGAUACAGAGCAGCAGUACGUUGCUGACUUAGGUUACAUUGUGGAGGGUUACAUAACAGUAAUGAGGUCUGGAGAGAUAGCCAUGCCUGAAGACCUGAAAAAUGGGAAGGAUAAAAUAAUAUUUGGAAACAUAGAGGCAAUAUACGAAUGGCAUCGCGAUUUGUUCAUGGCGGAGCUCGAAAAGUGCUUGGAAGAACCAGAAAGGCUGGGUCUAUUAUUUAGGCGUUAUGAAAGGAGGCUCAAUAUGUACAUUGUCUACUGUCAGAACAAGCCAAAGUCUGAGUACAUAGUUUCUGAAUACAUCGACACAUAUUUUGAAGAAAUUCGUCAGAAGUUGGGCCAUAAGCUACAGUUGCCUGAUUUGCUUAUAAAGCCUGUUCAACGCAUUAUGAAAUACCAGUUACUGCUCAAAGAUAUAUUAAGGUACACAGAAAGGGCACAGCUGCAUAAGGAAGCGGAAGACCUAAGAAAAGCAGUGCAUAUUAUGCAUGUUGUGCCAAAAGCUGCCAAUGACAUGAUGAAUGUUGGACGGCUACAAGGUUUUGAUGGUAAAAUCACUGCCCAGGGCAAGUUACUCCUACAGGGGUUACUCCUUGUGAGCGACCCAUCCAGUGGUAACAAGUUUCGCGAACGUCAAGUGUUUCUUUUUGAGCAAAUCAUCAUACUUAGUGAAGCUGUGGGCGCAAAAACUCCCUUUUCCAAUCAGGUGUAUAUCUACAAGAAUCAUCUGCAGGUUAAUAAGAUGUCACUAAAUGAACACACAGAAGAUGGUGAUCCUCUAAAGUUUGCACUAUGCUCGAAGGACCCCCAUCAAGAGGGUCUCACAUUUGUUAUUCAGACACCAUCCAUGGAGUCUCGUACUGAGUGGGUCUCAAAUAUUAGAGCUAUCCUAGAAACUCAACUUGAUUUCCUAAGAGCCAUCCAGUCACCCAUUGCCUAUCAGAAGGAGCUCACGAAGGACAUUUCUGCCCCUGAGCUGGGGUCCCUGUGGAACCCGUCACUGCGCAAAACACUAUCCCACCCAGCUGCUGCCCAUAAAUCGGUGCGUAGCUCAGUGAUGUCGGACAGUGUACCCAGCCUGACGUCCAAGUCAAUGCGGCAACCUGCCCGGGACAAAAAGCUACUGCGGCCGGCCACAACGAGCGGUGGCAGUCGAGGUGCAGCGGAAGCGGAGGACGUGCAGCGCAAACACUCGUUCCCAGUGGCGCAGCAGCAGCAGAGCCCCGGCAAGGGAAAGCGCAACUUCUUCGAGGGCUUUCGAAAUACACUGCGUCCCAAGGCGGCCAAGGCGUCAGAGCCCCCCCUGUGCUUUAGUCACAGCUUGGACUCUGCUACACGCGCAGCAACACUGGACCCCAGCGAUGGGCGCCGCUGGUCUGAGACAACACGUCCGGUAAGGCCUGAGGGCCCCGUGGUUGCCCACGACUGACCUCGCUCAGAGCUCACCAAGAGAGACUCGAUAGCUAUGCAGACGUGCUGAAAGUUUGUUCCCUGUGCUGUACAUAGUGUACAUAACACUGGAAGUGAAUGCUGUCUUUAUGUCCACGUGUCCCACUUUAACACGCAUGGUUUGGGGGUCUUGAUUGCCACUAAUACGUUACAUUUAGGAUGCAUGUAUUGGUGGCAUACAGGUGCCAGCCCCGAGUGUUAAUUGUACAUAGGUAUAUAUGAGAGUGGUAAUGUAUUGGGAUGUUGCAGGGCUCGAUAUAUAGGAACAACUAUUUGUGUUUGGCAUUACGCUUGAUGUGACCUGAACAAACUUUUGUCAUGCUAGCGUGAAAGCUACCACCGUUAGUUAUCUUUCCUGUUCAUGUCAUUCACACAAGUUUUGAUGAAUGUGUACAAGGGCCCAAGGAAGUAGCAAGAAUAUUGGGCAAGUCGGGACAAGCCAGUUGUUAUUUCACCUCUGCGAUCACACCUCAAGGCAACCUUUCUGUUGUCAUUGUUCCAAACCACUGGAAAGUCACACUUGCUGGGUCCAUAGUUUGGUUAGAAACAUAAUGUUUGGCCACCCUGAUUUUCAGAAAUGUGAGACUACAUGAAAACACAGUACCUUGAGCUCUGAAGCCUGCAAGUAUUUCCAAUGUGAUGCAGUGUUUCUGGCAGUUGCUUUCACUCUUUCCUUGAGCAGUAACUGUGGCCAUCUAAGCUUGUUUUCUCAAGUCUUUAAAGGGGCACGCGACGUUUUGCAGCAAUGGUUCAGGCACAUUUUGUUGUCCAUUUUACGAGAGGCUGUGUGGAUGCAGGCUACAGAGAUGCAUAAUAUUUUACACCUGCGGGGAAUGGUCUGUUUGUAUAGUGUGAAAUUAUAAGCUGUACAAUAAAGGCGUCUACUUAAAUGGAGCCAUGGGGUGGAAGGCAUAAAGACUGUAUAAAACACUAGUCAGUAUUUAUGGACAAAUGGUUUUAUAAUAAAUUUAUUCACUUGCA